Molecule: messenger RNA, 2692 nt
Organism: Erythranthe guttata (spotted monkey flower)
Lineage: Eukaryota; Viridiplantae; Streptophyta; Magnoliopsida; Lamiales; Phrymaceae
Product: G-type lectin S-receptor-like serine/threonine-protein kinase At1g11300
Biological process (GO): recognition of pollen; protein phosphorylation
Cellular component (GO): plasma membrane
Molecular function (GO): ATP binding; protein serine/threonine kinase activity
Source: RefSeq, a predicted model, not a curated record
AUAACCAGCAACUUGCAGACCAGCAGUUCAUGAUUAACAUGACGAGGAACACAAAACCCGCCAUUUUCUUUGUAAUAAUUUGCGUUCCUUUCCUGGGUUUUUCCUUAGAAACAGACACGAUCUCGUCCGGUUUAUUCAUCAAAGAUCCGGACACUAUUAUAUCUCCUGGGCAUGUCUUCAAGUUAGGGUUCUUCACCCCUAAUACCAACUCCACAAACCGCUACUUGGGUGUCUUUUACAACGUUUCUGAGAAAACCGUGAUAUGGGUAGCCAACAGAGACAACCCUCUCAGAGAUUCUUCUGGCUCUGUAACUAUGUCACAGAACGGAAACCUCGUGCUCCUCAACGGUCAAAAUCAAACCAUCUGGUCGACCAACUCCACAGCCACCUCAGCAAAUACCACCACUGCACAUAUUACAGACUCUGGAAACCUUGUUUUGCGUGACAAUGCAACAGGAGCCGCAAUCUGGGAAUCCUUUUCGUACCCCACGAAUACUUACGUGCCAACUAUGAAUAUAACCGACAACAUAAAUACGGGCAAGAAAGUGGUUUUGUCUUCGUGGGCAAAUGAUGAUUCUAACCCUGAAACAGGAAGCUUCACCUCCGGAGUUGUGGCUCUGAAUAUCCCGCAAAUUUUAAUCUGGAAAAACGGCCGCCGCCACUGGAGGAGCGGCCCGUGGAAUGGCCGGAUUCUUAUCGGGGUAAGGGAUAUGUACUCUGCGCUACUCAGUACCGCUAGUAUAUCCAACGAUAGUUCCGGAACUUUCUACUUCACCUUUCCCCAGUGGAGAGUCUUGUCGAAGGUGGAGCUGAAUUCUUCCGGAAGCUUAGCUCUGACGCUGUGGAGUGAACCGAAGCAGAGUUGGGAUGCAUUAUGGUUGGCUCCCGAGACUGGAUGCGACAUUUACGGCACGUGUGGGCCCUUUGGAAGCUGUAAUAAUCAGGGUUCGCCUGUUUGUUCUUGUCUGAAAGGGUUUGAGCCUGCAAAUACAGAGGAAUGGAGGAGAGGGAACUGGACUAGUGGGUGCCGGAGAAUAAAUCAAUUGCAGUGUGAUAUUCAAAACAAUGGUAAAAGUGGAGAUGGGUUUUUCAUGGAGCAGUUUAUGAAGGUUCCGGAUUUUGCUGAUCAGUUUUCGGCGGGAGACAAAGAUGAGUGUCGGAGGAGAUGUUUGAGGAAUUGUUCUUGCAUAGCUUAUGCGCAUGAUGCUAACAUCGGCUGCAUGUUUUGGAGCAACACUACUGCUUUGAUCGAUGUUCAGAAGUUUACUGGUGUUGGUGUUGAUCUUUACCUUCGUCUUUCGGCUUUGGAUUUGGAUAACGACAAAGACAAAAAGCUGUAUAUCAUUAUCCCGAUAGUGGCGGGGUUUGUUUGUAUAUCGGUUUUGAUCUUCAUUGGCUGGUGUUGGUUGGUUAAGAGGAAAGGAGGAAAAACAAAAGAGAAAAGGAUUUUCGAAGCAGAGCAAACACUUUCAUCGGAUUCAACUGCAAUUGUACUCAAAGACGAAUCUGGGAAAAUUAAUAUUGAAGAGUUGCCAUUAUUCACUUUCGAGACACUAGCAAACGCAACUGACCAGUUUCACGAAAACAAUCUUCUUGGAAGAGGUGGCUUUGGUCAUGUUUACAAGGGAAAUCUUGGAAACGGGAAAGAAAUAGCGGUAAAGAGGCUUUCGGCGGCAUCGGGACAAGGAAUGGAAGAGUUCAUGAAUGAAGUGAUUGUGAUUUCAAAGCUGCAACAUAGGAAUCUUGUCAGAUUGCACGGAUGCUGUGUCGAGAAAGAAGAGAAGAUGCUCGUUUACGAAUACAUGCCUAAUAAAAGCUUGGACGUUUGUCUCUUUGACUCGACACAUCCAUCACGAAAGGAUUUAGAUUGGAAGAAACGAUCUAGUAUUAUUGAAGGCGUUGGGCGAGGCCUCAUAUAUCUGCAUAGGGACUCGAGGCUUAGAAUAAUUCAUAGAGACCUCAAACCGAGUAAUGUAUUGCUCGAUGAGAAUUGGAACCCUAAAAUCUCCGAUUUUGGGAUGGCUAGAAUAUUCGGAGGCAACCAAGAUCACGGAAAUACUGCCAGAGUUGUAGGAACAUAUGGAUAUAUGGCACCUGAAUACGCGAUGGAAGGUAGAUUUUCGGAAAAGUCGGAUGUGUACAGCUUUGGUGUACUGAUGUUAGAGAUAGUCAAAGGAGUGAAGAACACACACUAUUACAAUCAAGAAUUGUCUUUGAGCCUUUUAGGAUAUGCAUGGAAAAUGUGGAGAGAAGACAAUGGAUUGGCUUUUGCCGAUAAAAGCAUAGCAAUUGCGGAUUUUAAGGAAGAGAUUAUAAGAUGUAUUCAGAUAGCAUUAUUGUGUGUGCAAGAAUUUCCGAAAGAUAGACCCUCCAUUCAAACUGUAGUGUCAAUGCUCAGCCGUGAAAUAGUGGAGCUGCCACCGCCGGAGCAACCAGUCUUUGCAGAGAAGUGGACCGGGUCAACUCAGCAUUCAACCCAAGUUGGACAGUCUGUAAAUGAUCUCACUGUCACUGUGCUUGAUGGCCGAUGACGACGUGGAAUCUCAAUCGCCUUUGGGUAUCUGUGGUCCAUCGACCCAAGUGUGGUGCUGCUCUACUGACAAAAAAAAAAUUUGUUUCAUAGUUACAGUGGACGACUUACCUUUUUGACCCUCACUUUCCACCAUUUUACUUAAAUACCAACCAACUCUCA